AUGACAUAUCAGAAAACCAACCUCUCUGCAAGAUAUAAAUCGCAAAGCGGACAUUUGCAUACGAGAUAUACCUUCUCGAUAAAAUCUCCGGUGGUAUACAGUAUAGAUACGAACCGGAAAGAAGUAUACCUCCAGACUGGAUCAAUGUAUCGACUCAAAAUAUCGCAAAUAUAAAGGGUGUCUCAACAAGAGCGCUGUAUUUGAGUUUGUCGCCAUUUUUUGUACAAAUGGUGUAAUGUUUACCUACACUGUUCGACGCGGUCCUGGUCGGUCCCUCGAAAAUAUAGUCGCAGUGCGGGAAAGUGUGGCCGAGAUUCCAGGCAAGAAUUGAACCUUACCAGACCCAGCAGGCAGCAGCGGUGGCCGCAGUAGUAGACUCUUCGGUCUCCUGAUCAGUCGCCGUGCGCUGUGCGGGUUCGAAUCCCGUUCCAAGAGAAAUUUUUCUCUUGGCUAUGGAUGUUGUGGUUGUCCGUAGGUGGUAGACGGUCUCUGACUGUCGAACGCGGAGGUACCACCCGGCGGAUCUCGUAGGCGGAGCCAGAAUGUGUGCAUGUUGCAUGCACACGUGUUCCCUCGCCAGAGUCCGUGUGGCGUUCCCCCUUUCCCAUGUAUCCCCCUAUAGCCC
Messenger RNA from Acanthoscelides obtectus, 625 nucleotides. The record is from the annotation of a GenBank genome assembly. NCBI's taxonomy places the organism in Eukaryota, Metazoa, Arthropoda, Insecta, Coleoptera, Chrysomelidae.